Molecule: messenger RNA, 1126 nt
Organism: Thamnophis sirtalis
Lineage: Eukaryota; Metazoa; Chordata; Lepidosauria; Squamata; Natricidae
Source: RefSeq, a predicted model, not a curated record
GGCGGCGGCGGCGGGGACCCAACCCUCGCGGGGAUCCUCGCCCUUGUCGGCCGCGGGGCCCAUGGAGGGCCUGCCCGUGGAAGUGCGGGGCUCCAACGGGGCCUUCUACAAGGGUUUUGUCAAAGAUGUACACGAAGAUUCGGUCACGAUCUCCUUCGAGAACAAACCCCCGAAGCCUGCAAGCAGGCCAGGAGCUUCCUGGAAUUUUCGGAGGACUCUGUCCAGGUGCCCCGAAAUCUGGUCGGAAAGGUAAUCGGCAAGAACGGGAAGGUCAUCCAGGAGAUUGUGGACAAAUCCGGGGUGGUCCGAGUGCGGGUGGAAGGGGACAACGACAAGAAGAACCCCCGGGAGGAGGGCAUGGUGCCCUUCAUCUUCGUGGGGACGCGGGAGAAUAUCAGCAACGCCCAGGCCCUCCUGGAAUACCACCUCUCCUACCUCCAGGAAGUGGAGCAGCUGCGCCUGGAGAGGCUGCAGAUCGACGAGCAGCUGCGCCAGAUCGGCCUGGGCUUCCGGCCCCUCUCCAGCCGCGGGGACAAAGAGCGGGGGGGCUACACCACGGACGAGAGCACCUCCUCCCUGCACAGCACCAGGACUUACGGCGGGAGCUACGGCGGGCGUGGACGCGGGCGCCGGGGACCCAAUUCCGGCUAUGCUACCAAUUCGGAUGCCUCCAACGCCUCUGAGACGGAGUCGGAGAAGAGGGAGGACUACGAUCGGGACCCUCGCCUGGAGGACGGCCGGCGGCGGCCAGGGACGGGGCGAGGCCGGGGUCCUGCUCCAGCCCCUCGCGGGAGCAGCAGCAAGUACAACACCUCCUCCAUCAGCUCAGUCUUGAGAGACCCCGACAGCAACCCGUAUAGCCUGCUGGAGAACACCGAGAACGACCAGAACGCGGACACUGACGGCAGCGAGUCGCAGGCCCUCGGCAACCGACGCCGGCGCUCACGCCGACGCCGCACCGAUGAAGACACCACCGUCAUGGACGGGGCCCUGGAGUCAGACAGCACCUCUGUCAACGAGAACGGCACUGAGGAGGAGUCGAAGCCGCAGAGACGCAACCGAAGCCGACGGCGCCGUAACCGUGGUAACCGCGUGGACAGCUCCAUCAGCCGGGAUCGCCAGCCAG